AUGCAACGGCGAGUACGUUCGAACAGCUCGUCCAAAAUCCCUUUCAUUCAGCUAAUUCGCUUCUUGAUGACCGAUGAAAGAUCCUGUUCCGCCUAUAGUUACCUGUCGUUCAUAUUAAGGAGUCCUAACACCGUUCGGAGCAUGAAAGUCAUGUUGACCAACAUAUGCACUAUGCAAAUCCUCACAGCCCUAACAGCGGCAUUUCUACAAGGAAGAUCGAUUGUCAGCGGUUCGAGCAUUGCAAUUCUUUCAAAAGGUCCACUUCGCAUGUUUGGUCCCGCGGCAGGCCUAAUCGCCUUCAACAUCAUCGCUGCAUUGACGUUUUACAUAGAAGCAGAGCUUCUUCUGAGUUUCGCAAUGAUUGCGAUUUGGCCAAUAUUACUACUGGUAGGUCCAGUGAGUUCGGUCUCGAACUCGCUCUUACCACUCCCUGAACUGUCGAUAUUCAGAUAUGGGGAAUUCGGAGGAUUCGAACCGAAAAGUUUAAAUCGGACCAUCUGUAUAUGCAUUGGCACCGCAGUUGCGAUCAUUUCACCGAUUCUUAUACUUUACCUCAGACGUUUAAUACUGAAAACAUUCAACGACUCGAAUCAUCAGUACAGCAAGAAAACAAUUCAGAGUUCUAAAAUGUAUUUAAAGGCUCUCACAAUGCAAGCCAUGCUCCCGAUCCUUAACUUCGUACCAGUAUCUUUCUUGGCUGCUCUUGCGUGGGCUUCUGGAUCGGAAACUCCUGUUAGUGAAUAUCUUCGCAUUUGCAUUCCAACCUUGCCGUGUGUGAUUGAUCCCCUUAUCGCUUUGAAUUUUGUCCCGCCCUACAGAGCAUUGGUUUUGAAGAAACUUCGCAAACGGUCAACUCCUAUAAAAGCGGAAUCGAAGAACUCGGAAAGUAUCAUUCCCAAUCAUUCUCCAAGGGUUUCGGUAAUUACCGCAGUUGAGUAG
Haemonchus placei is the source of this 939-nucleotide messenger RNA. The record is from the annotation of a GenBank genome assembly. NCBI's taxonomy places the organism in Eukaryota, Metazoa, Nematoda, Chromadorea, Rhabditida, Trichostrongylidae.